AAACCCUCUGUUCUUUACUUCUCUUGCUCACAAUCCUUUUGGCAAAGAAAAUCCAAAGUUUUCUCUAUAAAUCUCAUCAACUCCCAUAUUUUCAUUUCUUCUUUCUAGUAAUUAAAAGAAACUACCAAAACACCAAUAAAACAAAAUUUCAAAAAUGGCCUCGGUUACAACAUCAGCUACCGUCGCGAUCCCUACAUUCACCGGACUCAAGCUCGCUUUCAGCUCCAAAUCCACGACGGUUUCCGCCGCCACCGCAAAGUUGCCUAAGCUCGCCGUAAAGUCUUCUCUCAAAGAUUUCGGGGUCAUCGCCGUGGCAACGGCAGCUUCCAUCGCUUUGGCCGGGAAUGCGAUGGCCAUUGAGGUUCUUCUAGGAUCAGACGACGGUGGUCUUGUUUUUGAACCAAAGGAAUUCACGGUGGCUAAAGGAGAGAAAAUCGUGUUCAAGAACAACGCAGGGUUCCCACACAACGUGGUGUUCGACGAAGACGAGAUACCGAGUGGUGUAGACGCGAGCAAGAUCUCCAUGGACGAGCAAGCUCUUCUUAAUGGUCCGGGAGAGACGUACGAGGUUACUUUGACAGAGCCUGGCUCUUACAGUUUCUAUUGUGUUCCGCAUCAAGGUGCUGGUAUGGUCGGCAAACUCACCGUCAAUUAAAUUGUCGGAGAGAUUCUGAUCCGAGUAGAAGCUUAGUCACAAUCGAUAUAGAAUAUCUAAUUGGAAGAAAGCGUUGAAUUAUAUAAUGUUAUUUGUCUAGAGUUACUGGUUUGUUUCAUGUAAACAAACAAAAAGCUAUAUCGAUUGGUAUUAAUUCUUAUGUACAUUUAAACUCACGGUCAUUGUUGAGGUUGGUUUUACAUUAAUCCUAGUUCCGUGUCA
This is a messenger RNA of Eutrema salsugineum, 877 nucleotides long. Its product is annotated as plastocyanin. Bases 155 to 655 code for a protein of 166 amino acids. The record is from RefSeq and is a predicted model, not a curated record. Gene Ontology annotation, cellular component: chloroplast thylakoid lumen. Gene Ontology annotation, molecular function: copper ion binding. Lineage: Eukaryota; Viridiplantae; Streptophyta; Magnoliopsida; Brassicales; Brassicaceae. The transcript has a single exon.